UUUGUUGACUGAGUGAUUGACAAAACGAGUGAGUUUGGUUCGACCAACCAACAGAGAUUAACUAGUUUAUGUUUAUGCGUGUAUGGCUCUACUGACAGCUAAAAGUAGAAAAAUAUGUUUUUACUGUGACGGAAGUGGUUGUUAGAAGGCAAUGCAUAUCCACAUAAGAUUGCGUUGUUACCUGGUCAAAUUUCCACGCUUUGCACAUGUUUGCAGGAACUGACCCUUCGCUAAGCCCCUCCCUAGAACGGCCAUUGUCCAAUCCUAGGUGAGCAACCGUAACUCGACGCGAGAGGUCUGGCAAACUUUUUUCAGCCGAAAUCGUGUACUUAAGGAACCUGAAACUCCGACAGUAGGUUUUUGCGUUUCCAAAGCCAAAAACACAAGAGGAGAGAUGCAGGAUGUGGAUUAAACAGUGUGGGAGACCUCAUUCACAGCUAAAUCCUUCCAAAAUCACUAAGAACACCUUCGUCUGCUCUAAGAACCAGAUGUGAUGUUCAAGAUUCUGCACAAGCCUGCACCUCAAACACCAUUGAGGGAAACGCAUCAGAACAAAGGGAAACUCAACAGUGUGUUAUGGAUACUGACAAUGUUAAGUGUUUUACCAAGUAUUCAUUUUUUUUAUGCCUUGUUCAAAUUAAUGCUGGCAUUUGUUAAUGAAGUAGUCAAAUAAAAAACAGUAUAGCUUGUUUUUCAUAUCCUCCCACUUUACUGCAUCAAAAGCCGCGUUUCCACCGCAGGAACUAGGGUCUAUUUUAUUUUACCCCCCAAAAGGUUCCUGCUCGGGGGGUAGUACUUUCCAAAAGUACAGGAACCUUUGGGGUGGGGCGCAAGCACUGAAAAUUUCUGAUUGGUCGACUACUUGCAGUGUUAUUUUUUUUACUUUCAGCCGCCAUGUUUAAAAAUCUCCAGCCGCAAAACGAUUUAUUUUCAUAAUAACUUAAAAUCAAACUUGUAUGUUAUGCGGCGCAGUAGCCUAGUUUUGGUUAUAGCCUGCCAACGUCUUGGAAUUAUAACGUGUGCUCUUCUGUUCUUUUCUUGCUUUAGUAUUCGUUUUAUAAAAUGCUAAGCAUUCGUGCUGGGACAGCAUAUUACGUACCAAAACAUUCAAACGGAUUAAUUCGGUUGCUGAAUAUUUUCUUCCGGAUUUUCUUUGUUAGCCCGUUGUAAUUGACUCAAAACGUUUGAUACAGUUAUGUGAGCUAUGCGGUAGUUCUGCGUAAUUCAUUUCCACAAAAAGACCAAGAAGACUAUGGACUAAUAAUUUAUGGUGCAUGGUUCGCAUCUGGAGGGCACACUUCGCUGCUCGGCUAGCAGUAACUUCGAAGGAAAGCAAACGGUAGCUGUACCACUGCUAAUUUAAAUUUUCACGCAAGUCCGAGUUUUCGUUCUAUUCUUGUCAUUUUGCGAUUAGCCUAUAUGGAAUUGACGAUGAGAAAAUAAUCAAACAGCAAAUUGUUUACAAUGUGUGCAUGUUUUCUGCUGUUGUGCCAGUUAUAUUGGAAAUGUGAAUGCAUUCUGUCGCCUCGGAUGUCAAGACAUGAAAGUGAAUGUUAGCAUAAAAACAUAAUGAAUGUGUUUGAGAGAAUAUAUAAAACAGUUACAAUCUGACUAUUGGCCUGUUAUAUCCUAUUUGUUGCAUAACAACGGUCCAAGUUCAACUACCAACGACAGUUUUGCUUGACAACGGUAAAAUAUGCCCGAACGGCUGCAGAAGAAUAUUUCAAUUCCAGCCGCUGUUCCCUUCAUGGAGGAGUGCAAGCCGUCCUCUCUGUCCCUGCCCCCUAUUAGAAGAGUGGUGGACUCCACCAAGUUGACUGACUCCAUCAGCCAAUCAGAAUCCUUGCCUGGCUCUAUGGAAUGUUUAAGCUCUGCCUCUUCAGGUGGAUGCGUGAAGGCUGAACCUGUGAUUGACGGCACAGAUUACACAGGGGUGGAGCCAAAAGUAAGACUGAACAGAAGUGACGACACAGAAGAGGGGACAGAGUGGAAGACUGCGUGUGGGAUGACCAAGGAGGAAAAAGACAGACUAUCCAGCAUGAAGGAGGAGGAAGAGGAGGAGGAGGAAGGUGGGGAGAGGCAGAGUGUGAAAAUGGAGAGAGAUGAUGGUGUGAAAUACAGUGAGGGACUUGAGAGAGAGCAGGAAAAAGUGAAGGAUGAACAGCAGACGAACGGUGUAACUGAGCAAACCUGUCAAACUCACAGAUGUGAGAAGAAGGGAGGAAAAUCAGAAUAUGGUCAACAGGAAGAGGCGGGGCUCUCCACUCUGGUCACUGCCUGCCUGCUGGAACAGCCAAGAGUGCUGAUUUGCCGACUUAAAAUCGCAGAUAUUUCGGUUUCUGUGUCACCACCUCCUCCUCAUCCCAUGGCCAGUAAAGAAGACUGGGGAGUGAAAGUUCCACACACACUGGAGGGAAAUUGUUCACUGAGGCGGAAGGGCCAGGUCAUGACCCGGAAGAGAAAGAUGAUUGGCCAGUUGGAGAUACCUCAGAAACAACUGCCAGCUCCAUCAGAGAAUAGGUUAUGCGUUGAAGCUUCCCAUAAACCUCUCGUCAUCUCCCCCAGGAACCAAAACACAGGACGGACUUUUGAGGCAUCGUCUCAGGUCUUUGCCUGCUCCCAGUGCCCAUUUUUCCACAGCGAACAGCUGAAUCUUCACCAACACAUUGAGAAGGUUCAUCCAGAGGAGCUCAGAUGGACUCUGAAGGUGUCUGAAGGAAGUGGAGGCGAGAAGCUUUCCAAAAGCAGAACACAUCAGCACCCCAAACCCACUAAGACAGUCCCCACCCCAACACAGGCCCACCCGGGCACUUCAGGGGCCCACACAUGCCCCCAGUGUGGGAAGAGCUUCAAAUUCAAGUCAAUGCUGACAAAACACCAGCGAGCUCACUCAAGAGAGCGUCCAUACCACUGCUCCCAGUGCGGGAAGAGCUUCAAGUACUCAGCUUGUCUGAAAGCACACCAGAAAACUCACACGGGGGACUCCCCGUACCAGUGCACCCAGUGUGGAAAAACCCUCAUAUCAAAAUCAGGAUUGAAAAACCACCAGCAAAUUCACACAGGGGAACGGCAGUACCACUGCUCCCAGUGUGGGCUGAGUUUCACCCAAUUGUCAAAUCUGAACAAACACCAGCGAAUCCAUACAGGGGAGCGUCCACACCACUGCUCCCAGUGUGGGAAGAAUUUCAGGGAAUUUGCAGACCUGAUCAGGCACCAACGAGUCCACACAAGAGAGCGUCCAUUCCACUGCUCCCAGUGUGGGAAGAGCUUCAGGUGCUCACGUUAUCUGAAAGCACACCAGAAAUGUCACACGGGGGAAUCCCCAUACCAGUGCACCCAGUGUGGAAAAACCUUCAUAUUAAAAUCAGGAUUGAAAAUCCACCAGCGAAGCCAUACAGACGAUCGGCCUUACCACUGCUCCCAGUGUGGAAAGAACUUCAAAUUAAAACCAUCAUUGAUGGUCCACCAGCGAACUCAUACAGGGGAACGCCCAUACCACUGCACCCAGUGUGGGAAGGGGUUCGGCACCUCGACACAGCUAGCCACACACCAGCGAAUACAUACAGGGGAGCGUCCAUACCACUGCUCCCAGUGUGGGAAGAGCUUCAUGUACUCAACGUGUUUGAAGGAACACCAGAAAACUCACACGGGUGAAUCCCCAUACCAGUGCACCCAGUGUGGAAAGAAUUUCAACCGCUCAGCACACCUGACUAGGCACCAGAGAAUCCACACAGGUGAACGUCCGUACAGCUGCUCCCAGUGUGGGGAGAGCUUCAGGUGGUCAAAUAUUCUGAAGGCACACCAGCAAGCUCAUACAAAGUAGCAUCCAUACCAGUGAUCCCAGUCUGUGAUGCAUUAUGGUCAGCUACGUGUUUUCAUACAUGCGUGUAAGAUGCGCUCCUGCAGGUGGCCUUGCCUCAGAACUGGAGUUGGUCCCUGGGCGCAGCACAAGAGAGGCAGCUGCCCACUGCUCCUAGGUAACUAAGGAAGGGUCAAAUGCAGAGGACAAAUUACCCCACGGGGUUCAGUAUAGUAUUUCUUCUAUUAACGAGACCAUACGGGUUCAUAUUCUGACACUAUGGCCCAGGAGAAGAGCCAUUCAGUUUAGUGCUGCCCUCAGUGUGGGAAACUAUUAAGCUUUUAUCAGGGAACACGCAUACAUCAUAGGGGGACUCACAAAGGGGAUCUUAUGGUGCUGUAAAGGAGUAUUUUCCCCCUUCCUGAUGUCCUCUUUUGUAAAGCGGUUUCGGUUUCAGAUCCUUAGGCAAAAUGUAAUAUUAGACCAAGGGAAACCUUAGUAAACACUACUCGUGAUUUCAUUUAUUAAGGGAUAUGUUAUGAAACACCCAUAUCACCAAUGUGAAAACUAAUUUACUCAAUCAGCCAGUUGAACUAAUGCAUUUGAUAAUUGCAUGCAACUGAUUGAACACAGCUAGGCUUGAUUGUAGCCAGCCUUGAUCAAUCUAAACCUCACUCAUAUUGAACAUUACCAUCACAAUAAAGUAGUCCCCGCAAAGUUACUACAAACACACUAUGCCACGAUCAAAAGAAAUUCCCUGAGAAGAGAUGAGGGGAAAAAAAGUUGUUGAAGUAUAUCAGUCUGGUUACAAAACCGUAUCUAAGGCUCUGGGACUCCACUGAUCCACAUUAAGAGCCGUUAUCUGCAAAUGGACAACACUUGGAACGGUGGUGAAUUUUCCCAGGAGUCGCUGGCCUGCCAAAAAUUUCUCAAGGGCCCCAGUGACCGCUCAUCCAGAUGGUCACAAAAGAUCCCAGACGAACAUACAAAGAAUUGCAGUUCUUUCUGGCCUCAGAUAAGGUCGCCGUUUAUGACAAUAAGAAAGAGACUGGGCAAAAAUGGGAUACAUGAGAGCGAAGGGUGGAAACCACCGCUAGCAAAGAGAAGCUUCAGUGCUCAGCUCACAAUGGAAAAAAGCACCUGGAUGAUCCCCCAACUUUCUGGGAUAAUGUUCUAUGGACGAAUAUGUAAAAAUUGGAACUUUUUGGACGACACAGACGUGGCGUAAAGCAAAUACAGGAUUUUGCACGACAAACAUACCAACAGUCAAACGUGGUGUUGGUUGUGUGAUGGUGUGGGGAUGCUUUGCUGCCUCGAGAACUGGACAACUUGCCGUUAUUGAAGGAACCGUGAUUUCUGCUCUGUGCCAGAAAAUUUGUAAAUAGAAUGUCCGGUCGUCUGUCCAUGAACUGAAGCUGAAGCAUAAUUGGGCUACGCAGCAAGACGGUGAUCCCAAACAUAAAAUGAAGUUCACAUCUGAAUGGCUGAAAAGAAACAAAAUAAAAGUUUUGGGAGUGGCCUACUCAGAGUCCUGAGUUGAACCCAGCAGAGCCUUCGGUGAUGGGACCUGAAGCGAGCAGUUCGCGUUCGAAAACCAACGGAUUUGUCUGAAUUAAAGCAGUUCUGCAAAGAAGAGUGGGCUAAAAUAACUUGACAGCGCUGUGAAAGACUGAUAUCAAAUUAAAGGAAGCGUUUGGUUGCAUUUUGUGCUGCUGGGGGUGGUGGUACAACCAGUUAUUAAGUUUAAGGGGGAAAUAACUUUUUCACAUGGGUGAUAUGGGUUUUUGAUUACUUUUUUCCUUAAAUAAAUGAAGCAAUUAAACAACA
Molecule: messenger RNA, 5626 nt
Organism: Anguilla rostrata (American eel)
Lineage: Eukaryota; Metazoa; Chordata; Actinopteri; Anguilliformes; Anguillidae
Product: zinc finger protein 271-like
Exons: 5
Coding region: 1697-3823 (708 amino acids)
Biological process (GO): regulation of transcription by RNA polymerase II
Cellular component (GO): nucleoplasm
Molecular function (GO): RNA polymerase II cis-regulatory region sequence-specific DNA binding; DNA-binding transcription repressor activity, RNA polymerase II-specific
Source: RefSeq, a predicted model, not a curated record